AUUUGCUCCCGCGAACGAGGAUACACAUAACCAUGGCAGAUCUCACCCCCCGAGCUAUCGACACUCUCCGGCAGACGAUCGACGCAGCCUGCGCAGACCAGCAGAAAGGCAUCCCGGGAACGGUCGUCGUAGUGGUAGACAAAGAUGGCAAGGAGCAGUUUGCACACGCCGGUGGGAAUCAGGGUUAUGGGAUCUCGAAGCCCAUGACGCUGGACAAUAUCUUCUGGAUCGCAUCCUGCACGAAGAUGAUUGUGGGCAUUGCGUGCAUGCAGCUCGUGGAAAAGGGGCUGUUGGCCUUGGAUGAUCCUGCGCAGGUUGAAACACUGUGUCCCGAGCUGAAGGAGAUCAAGGUUCUCCAGGAUGAUGGGAAAUUAGUCGAGAAGAAAAGGGGGAUUACGUUGAGGAUGCUGCUGUCCCAUACAGCUGGAUUCGGAUAUACCUUCUUCAAUGAGAAGCUACGCGACUGUAACAGGCCGCUGGGAUACGAGGAAUUCUCCGGGCAUAUCUACGGCAUGCGGCAACCGUUGGUCCGACAGCCAGGGGACGGCUGGGAAUACGGUGUCAACAUAGACUGGGCCGGUCUUCUUGUAGAGCGUGUCACUGGCCUGUCGUUGAAUGACUACCUGCACCGCAAUAUCUUUGAGCCCCUGGGUCUCAAGAAUAUCUCGAUGUUUCCGAACGCAUCUAUGAAAGCCAAUCUGGCAUUCAUGAACCAGCGAGAUGCCAGUGGACAGCUGUCCCGGCGAGACCACCUGUUGCGACGACCACUGCUCGUGGAGAGUGCCGAAGAGAUCAGGGGCUGCUUCAACAGUGGUGGCGCAGGAUGCUUUGCGAAGCCGCAGGAAUACUGUCAGAUCCUCGCCGUCCUGCUCAACGACGGCACCUCCCCGCAAACGGGAGCCAAACUCCUGAAAAAGGAGACGGUCGACGAGAUGUUCCGAAAUCAGAUUCCCGAGUUUCCCCAUUUCGGGGCGCAAGGGAUCCCAGCUUCCAAGCCGGACCUGACGAACGCGAUACCACUGCUGUAUCCGUCCACAACACCACAAGGCUGGGGUUUGACGUUCAUGCUGACGGGCGGCGCCACAGGACGAUCGCCGGGCACAGCGCACUGGGCCGGCCUGCCCAAUCUCUGGUGGUGGUGUGAUCGAGAAAAGGGGAUUGCAGGCAUGGUGUGCACUCAGAUCCUGCCGUUCGCGGAUGCGCAGGUGCUGAAGCUGUGGGUGGAUGUGGAAGCGGCGGUGUACGGGGGGCGCGAGAGAGUUUGACAGUAGGCAGCCCGCAUGAGCAGAAUACCAGCGAAUCUAGUCCUCUAUUGCCUAUUCUAUUAAAAUAAACAUGAAUGUUCC
Messenger RNA from Monascus purpureus, 1346 nucleotides. The record is from the annotation of a GenBank genome assembly. Lineage: Eukaryota; Fungi; Ascomycota; Eurotiomycetes; Eurotiales; Aspergillaceae.